Messenger RNA from Cherax quadricarinatus, 11231 nucleotides. The record is from RefSeq and is a predicted model, not a curated record. NCBI's taxonomy places the organism in Eukaryota, Metazoa, Arthropoda, Malacostraca, Decapoda, Parastacidae.
AUCUGUAUCGCUAGGUUUCCAGGCGAUAAUGGUAGGAGAUUCAUCAAUUGUGGUUUGUGGUGGUCAGGAAAGCAUGAGUCAGGCUCCUCAUGCUCUGCACCUACGUUCACCAGUUAAGAUGGGAUCUGCAACGAUGGUAGAUACAAUGAUGGUAGAUGGAUUAACGGAUGCAUUCCAUGGUUGCCACAUGGGAGUAACAGCUGAGAAUGUAGCAAAGGCUUGGAAUUUAACACGAUUGCAGCAAGAUACUUUUGCCCUUAAAUCUCAAGAAAAAGCAGAAGCUGCUCAACAAGCAGGUUACUUUGACCAGGAGAUUGUAAAAGUUUUGGUUCCGGGCCGGAAAGGUGCAACAGAAGUGAAAAUGGAUGAAUAUCCACGGCAAGGCUCCACCAUGGAUGGGUUAGCUAGAUUGAAACCUUGCUUUGUUACUGAUGGAACUGGCACAGUAACAGCAGGAAACUCAUCAGGUAUCAAUGAUGGUGCUGCAGCAUUGGUGUUAAUGAGCGAGAAGGAAGCUAAGAGUAGAGAUAUCAAGCUUUUGGCUUCUGUUGUAGCCUGGGCUCAGGCUGGAGUCGAUCCAACCAUUAUGGGUACUGGACCAAUUCCAGCUAUUAAAGCAGCAUUGAAAAAAGCCAGCUGGAGUGUAAAUGAGGUGGACUUGUGGGAAUUGAAUGAAGCUUUUGCUGCCCAGAGCUUAGCAGUACUUCAAGAGCUUGGUAUUGACGUAGAAAAAGUUAAUGUUAAUGGUGGUGCUAUUGCAUUAGGGCAUCCAAUUGGAGCUUCAGGUGCAAGGAUUCUGGUGACUUUGCUUCAUGCAAUGCAACGUCUGAAAAAGAAGCGAGGAGUGGCUGCACUCUGCAUAGGUGGAGGAAUGGGCAUUGCUCUUUGUGUAGAAAGUUUCUGAUAGUUUUGUAAUUGCUUUUCAAAUGUGAUUUCUGGGGAUCUCGUAUGUAUAAAAUGAUAUGGAGAGUUUUUAAAAUUUUGGCUUGCUAAUACAGUAUCUUAAAGCUCAAAUAUGGUGCCUUUUAUACAUACAUGAAUACAUUUAUAUAUACAAGUGAUUUUUAUCUAAAAUUAUUUUUAUUAUAAUAGAUACAUUAUUUACAGUGAGGAGAUUUAUACACAUUUGUGUUUUAAUAAUUCUGGGUCAUUUUUCAAACCACUUUAAUUACCAUGACUUUUAAUGCUAAUGUCUCUGCACUCACCAGGUCACAGCGUUGGCCUUUUUUUUUUAAUUACAUUCCAUGAAUUCCAGUUAACCUUAAAUUGUUUGUAUUAGAGUAAUUUAUAAUUUUCUGUACAUUACCUUUUUAUAUAAAUGCUUUCCUCCACAUUCCAGGAAGACGUUUUUGUUGCAUUGUAUUUUAUUGAGUAAGUAGUUGAAUAAUUUGUUUAAUGGCAAUUAGUCAGGCUACCUCAAAGUUUUCAGAUUAGCUUAGAUUGUGGGAAAUUUUUGAAGAGGCAACUAAUAAGAUCUUGUAGCAGUAUAGUAUGUGCAUAUGAAAACAUUUUUUGCAAUAAACAUGGUGCAGUAAUAUAUUAAGACUAGAUAAACAAUCAAGUAAGAUUUCCAUCUCUAUACUGUAGAAUGCAAAAGUAAUCUAAACUUUGGAGAGGGAAUUAAUAUUUGUAGAACAAGAAAUGUGUAAAUAUAGCCUACAUGAACCACCUGACUUGAUAGUUGCAUUAUAAUUGGAAAAGCCUACAAAGUAAUCAGUACUUCCCUCUUGAUCUGGUAUUAAACUUUCUUUGGCAGAAACUAAAUCUUAACUGUAUAAACAAGUUAAUACAUUAAGGUGUUCAGAGUGCAUAUUUCAUCCAGAACAGUUGUAAGUUGUGGAAACUUCCUGAUAAGCUUGUUAUGUGAGAAGCUUUUAAAGAGACCUACUUAGAAUUAGUCAUAGAUAAAAUAUUAUAAGGCUGUGAUGUUUGUAUAAAAAUUAAAAUAUAUUAUAAAUACUUUUUUGUACAUGUAGAUGGGAUUCUCAAGUUAGAUUUAAAUCUUUGUUAGUCUGGUACUGCAACAGAUGAAUCUCAGUAGGAAUCUCUCAUUUCCAUUUGCUUUCUUACCAAGAUCCAAAGUGUAUUUGUUUUUGAGGUCAACUUUCAAGAUAGUCAUACAUGUGAAAGUUUCUCUAAGUAUUGUAAUUUUGAUUUUUAUAACUAUUGUAUCUCAUAUUUUGAUACUGUAUCUAAUUCUCUCAGUAUAUUUAAAUUCUUAGUGCACAAGUGCAUGUAAGAAGGGCUUGUAAGAUCAUUUUUUUUUCAAUGACUUUGAUAUAACUGGUUUGCAUUUCCUAGUUUUAAUAUAUUAUGAUUCUGAUUAUAGAUUUUUAUAAUUGUCUUGAAAUGUUUACUGGUUUUCUCUCACGCAGAUUGUGUGUGUGAAAUAUAGAUGAAACAACAAGUGGUAUAGAGCUAGUAAGAGUAGCUAAGUAUAUAACAGCAGAUUUUAAAGAGUACGAAUUUUAUUAGAUAACUUGUCGUUUCUUGGAUGUGUAUUUCCUGUGAAUUUUACUUAAAAUUUUGUGUAUAUGUAGGUAUAGGAAUUUGCAUUUCUGGUUGUUUGGAAAAUUAUGUAUAAUGAGAUCUGUCAUUUUUUAAUAUUAGUAUUUCUAGUGAUGGGACGAUAUUUUUUUUUUUUUUUGAUACCAGUAAUUGGUUUUAGGCCAAUACUGACUGAUACUUCGGCAUACUCCUAAUUGUGAUUGCUUGAUAAUGGAUAUCUGUGCGGAUAUUUUGUGCAGGCAAAGUUCCAGGAUUCGAGUCUAUCUAUUUAUCUGUCUCUCUCUGUCUCUUACUUCUUCACCCCCCCCCCUUCCUUCCUCCCACUGAGGCAGGGUGACAUGACAGAAAAGUUGCUCAUUCAGUAUGUCAUCUGAACUGUGAUGUCAGUGCACUUCUGGCAAGAAGUGCAUUGACAUCACAGUUCAGAUGACUUGCCAAACAGCAACAUCUGGUUAUCCCUCCUUCAGGGUGCACCCACUGUAUGUCUUGCCUCCAGGACUCGAGUUCAACUAACUGGUUUCCCUGAAUCCCUUCAUAAAUAUUACAUGAGAACAUAAGAAAGAAGGAACACUGCAGCAGGUCUACUGACCCAUGCAAAGCAGGCCCCCCCCCAUUAGCUCAACACCUCUUUUACCCCCUACCUCUAGCCUUUCCUGGGAUGACCCCUACCCUACUCCCUCCACCCCAGAUUUAUAUGCCCUUCUGUUCAUAUUAUUCUUUAUCUUCUCCAAACCAUCUCAACAGCCCCUCCUCAGACUUCUGAAUAAUACUUUUAGUGACUUCAUACCUAAUCUUCAAAGUCUGAAUUCUUCUUCAUAAUCACACCACACAUUACCCUCUUUCAUACAUUUAUUAAACAAAAGUACCAACCACUCCAACACUAUAUCAUCCCCUGCUUUUAACAUUUCUGUCAUGAUCCCAUCAGUUCCAGCUGCUUUACCCCCUUUCAUUCUAUGUAAUGCCUCACGUACCUCCCCCACACUUACAUUCUGCUCUUCUUCACUCCUAAAAGAUGGUAUACCUCCCUGGCCAGUGCAUGAAAUUACCGCCUCCCUUUCUUCCUCAACAUUUAAAAGUUCCUCAAAAUAUUCUAGCCAUCUACCUAAUACCUCCCUCUCCCCAUCUACUAACUCCCCUACUCUGUUUUUAACUGACAAAUCCAUACGUUCUCUAGGCUUUCUUAACUUGUUUAACUCGCUCUAAAAUUUUUUCUUAUUUUCAUUAAAAUUUCUUGACAGUGCCUCUCCCACUCUAUCAUCUGCUCUCAUUUUGCACUCUCUCACCACUCUCUUCACCUUUCUUUUACUCUCCAUAUACUCUGCUCUUCUUAUAACACUUCUGCUUUGUAAAAACCUCUCAUAAGCUAACUUUUUCUCUUUUAUCACACCCUUUACUUCAUCAUUCCACCAAUCACUCCUCUUUCCCCCUGCCCCCACCCUCCUAUAACCACAAACUUCUGCCCCACAUUUUAAUACUGCAUUUUUAAAACUCAGCCAACCCUCUUCAACUACUCAUCUUUGCACUAGCCCACCUUUCUGCCAAUAGUCGCUUAUAUCUCACCCAAACUUCCUCCUCCCUUAGUUUAUACACUUUCACUUCCCUCCUACUUGUUGUUGCCACCUUCCUCUUGUCCCAUCUACCUCUUACUCCAACUGUAGGUACAACUAAAUAAUGAUCCGAUAUAUCAGUUGCCCCUCUAUAAACAUGUACAUCCUGGAGCCUACCCAUUAACCUUUUAUCCACCAAUACAUAAUCUAACAAACUACUUUCAUUAUGUGCUACUUCAUACCUUGUAUAUUUAUCCUCUUUUUCAUAAAAUAUGUAUUACUUAUUACCAAAUCUCUUUCUACACAUAGCUCAAUUAAGGGCUCCCCAUUUACAUUUACCCCUGGCACCCCAAAUUUACCUACUACUCCCUCCACAACAUUUUUACCCACUUAAGCAUUGAAAUCCCCAACCACAAGUACUCUCGCACUUGGUUCAAAACUCCCCACGCAUUCACUCAACAUUUCCCAAAUUCUCUCUCUCUCUCUCUACACUUCUCUCUUCUCCAGUUGCAUAUACACUUACUAUAACCCACUUCACAUCCAACCUUUAUUUUACUCCACAUAAUCCUUGAAUUAAUACAUUUAUAGUCCCUCUUUUCCUGCCAUAUCUUAUCCUUCAACAUUAUUGCUACUCCUUUAGCUCUAACUCUAUUUGAAACCCCUGACCUAAUCCCAUUUAUUCCUCUCCACUGAAACUCUCCCACCCCCUUCAGCUUUGUUUCACUUAAAGCCAGGACAUCAAGCUUCUCAUUCAUAACAUCCAUAAUCAUCUCUUUCUUAUCAUUUGCACAAAAUCCACGCACAUUCAGACUUCCCACUUUGACAAUUUUCUUCUUAUUCUUUUUAGUAAUCUUGACAGGAAAAGGGGUUACUGGCCCAUUGUUCCCGGCAUUUUAAUUGACUUUUACAACACAUGGCUUUCGGAGGAAAGAUUCUUAUUCCACUUCCCCAUGGAUAUAAAAGGAAAAGUAAUAAGACCAAGAACUAUUAAGGUAAAAUCAAAGAAAACUCAGAUGAGUGUGUGUAAAUAAACGUGUACAUGUAUGUGUAGUGUGACCUAAGUGUAAGUAGAAGUAGCAAGACAUACCUGUAAUCUUGCAUAUUUAUGAGACAAAGAAACACCAGCAAUCCUACCAUCAUGUAAAACAAUUACAGGCUUUUGUUUUACAUUCACUUGGCAGGACGGUAGUACCUCCCUGGGAGGUUGCUGUCUACCAACCUACUACCUAUGUAUGAAAGAGGGGAAGGUACCUAGGGAUUGGCGGAGAGCAUGUAUAGUCCCUUUAUAUAAAGGGAAGGGGGACAAAAGAGAUUGUAAAAAUUAUAGAGGAAUAAGUUUGAGUAUACCAGGAAAAGCGUACGGUAGGGUUAUUAUUGAAAGAAUUAGAGGUAAGACAGAAUGUAGGAUUGCGGAUGAGCAAGAAGAUUUCAGAGUGGGUAGGGGAUGUGUAGAUCAAGUGUGUACAUUGAAGCAUAUAUGUGAACAGUAUUUAGAUAAAGGUAGGGAAGUUUUUAUUGCAUUUAUGGAUUUAGAAAAGGCAUAUGAUAGGGGAGCAAUGUGGCAGAGGUUGCAAGUAUAUGGAAUAGGUGGUAAGUUACUAAAUGCUGUAAAGAGUUUUUAUGAGGAUAGUGAGGCUCAGGUUAGGGUGUGUAGAAGAGAGGGAGACUACUUCCCGGUAAAAGUAGGUCUUAGACAGGGAUGUGUAAUGUUACCAUGGUUGUUUAAUAUAUUUAUAGAUGGGGUUGUAAAAGAAGUAAAUGCUAGGGUGUUCGGGAGAGGGGUGGGAUUAAAUUAUUGGGAAUCAAAUACAAAAUGGGAAUUGACAGUUACUUUUUGCUGAUGAUACUGUGCUUAUGGGAGAUUCUAAAGAAAAAUUGCAAAGGUUAGUGGAUUAGUUUGGGAGUGUGUGUAAAGGUAGAAAGUUGAAAGUGAACAUAGAAAAACAGUAAGGUGAUGAGGGUAUCAAAUGAUUUAGAUAAAGAAAAAUUGGAUAUCAAAUUGGGGAGGAGGAAUAUGGAAGAAGUGAAUGUUUUCAGAUACUUGGGAGUUGACGUGUUGGCUGAUGGAUUUAUGAAGGAUGAGGUUAAUCAUAGAAUUGAUGAAGGAAAAAAGAUGAGUGGUGCGUUGAGGUAUAUGUGGAGUCAAAAAACGUUAUCUAUGGAGGCAAAGAAGAGAAUGUAUGAAAGUAUAGUAGUACCAACACUCUUAUAUGGGUGUGAAGCUUGGGUUGUGAAUGCAGCAGCGAGGAGGCGGUUGGAGGCAGUGGAGAUGUCCUGUCUAAGGGCAAUGUGUGGUGUAAAUAUUAUGCAGAAAAUUCGGAGUGUGGAAAUUAGGAGGUGUGUAGUUUCUAAAAGUAUUAGAGGGAUGAAGAGGGGUUGUUGAGGUGGUUUGGUCAUUUAGAGAUAAUGGAUCAAAGUAGAAUGACAUGGAGAGCAUUUAAAUCUGUAGGAGAAGGAAGGUGGGGUAGGGGUCGUCCUCGAAAAGGUUGGAAGGAAGGGGUAAGGGAGGUUUUGUGGGCGAGGGGCUUGGACUUCCAGCAGGCGUGCAUGAGCGUGUUCGAUAGGAGUGAAUGGUAUUUGGGACCUGACGAUCUGUUGGAGUGUGAGAAGGGUAAUAUUUAGUGAAGGGAUUCAGGGAAACCAGUUAUUUUUAUAUAGCUGGACUUGAGUCCUGGAAAUGGGAAGUACACUGCCUGCACUCUAAAGGAGGGGUUUUGGGAUAUUAGCAGUUUGGAGGGAUAUGUUGUGUAUCUUUAUACGUAUAUGCUUCUAAACUGUUGUGUUUUGAGCACCUCUGCAAAAACAGUGAUUAUGUGAGAGUGAGGUGAAAGUGUUGAAUGAUGAUGAAAGUAUUUUCUUUUGGAUGAUUUUCUUUCUUUUUGGGUCACCCUGCCUCGGUGGGAGAUGGUCGACUUGUUGAAAAAAAAAAAAAAUUACCCUCAAACAUGACAUCUCAGCUGCCUCCAACAACCUUCUCACUUCAAUGUUCAAAACCCAUGCUUCACACCUGUACAACAAUGGAUGGUGUAUCAUCGGCAGGUUAUUAGUAUGAGGUCACUUCUUUCAACGUACCAGUUGUAUCCCACUGAGGUGGGGUGGCCCAAAAGAAAAAACUAGAGGUAUUUGGUAAUAUUAUAGUACAGUAAACCCUUGGUAUGAUGAGCUAAUAGGGAAAACAGGUGGCCACUAAUGGCAGUUGUGGUGGAUAGAGAAAAAAUUAUUCCUCGAUAGUAACAAUAACCAAAAAUUCUGUAACUGAGUAACUUUGUCCGUUGUUUCUGAAUCUGUUCGCCCAGUGAAUUUUAUUUUAUAUUGCUGAGUCAAUUGUAGAAAGGUGUGUUAUAUUGAAGGUUUACUGUACUUAAAAAUAUGAGGAAUAAGAGGGCCCAGUAUGCUGCCAUUUCAUAGUGUAGGCAAGAUAAUUCAAGGUUGCAUUUUGAUGUUACUUAUGAUAGGAUGUAGUUACCAGUUUGGUUCCUAAUUCCAUAGUGCUGUUUUUUGAAGAGGAGUUUUAUGAUUGUGUUGAAACUUUCAUAGUCCGUGGUCUUAAUAGGUAAUUGAAUGCUGUGCUAAUUGUGUAGCAUUUUAAAGAUGGUGUCAUUUAUUUUUUCUUUCUUUCAACGCACCGGCCGUAUCCCACCGAGGCAGGGUGGCCCAAAAAGAAAAAGAAAAGUUUCUUUUUUUUAAAUUUAGUAAUUUAUACAGAAGGGGUUACUAGCCCCUUGCUCCCGGUAUUUUAGUCGCCUCUUAUAACACGCAUGGCUUAUUGAGGAAGAAUUCUGUUCCACUUCCCCAUGGAGAUAAGAGAAAAUAAACAAGAACAAGAACUAGAAACAAAAUAAAAGAAAACCCAGAGGGGUGUCUAUAUAUAUGCUUGUACAUGUACGUGUAGUGUGACCUAAGUGUAAGUAGAAGUAGCAAGACGUACCUGAAAUCUUGCAGGUUUUAUUUUUUUUAUUAUCACACUGACCGAUUCCCACCAAGGCAGGGUGGCCCGAAAAAGAAAAACUUUCACCAUCAUUCACUCCAUCACUGUCUUGCCAGAAGGGUGCUUUACACUACAGUUUUUAAACUGCAACAUUAACACCCCUCCUUCAGAGUGCAGGCACUGUACUUCCCAUCUCCAGGACUCAAGUCCGGCCUGCCGGUUUCCCUGAACCCCUUCAUAAAUGUUACUUUGCUCACACUCCAACAGCACGUCAAGUAUUAAAAACCAUUCGCCUCCAUUCACUCCUAUCAAACACGCUCACGCACGCCUGCUGGAAGUCCAAGCCCCUCGCACACAAAACCUCCUUUACCCCCUCCCUCCAACCUUUCCUAGGCCGACCCCUAUCCCCCCUUCCUUCCACUACAGACUGAUACACUCUUGAAGUCAUUCUGUUUCGCUCCAUUCUCUCUACAGGUUUAUGAGACAGAAAAAAGGACACCAGUAAUCCUACCAUGUAAAACAAUUGCAGGCUUUCGUUUUACACUCACUUGGCAGGACGGUAGUAUCUCCCUGGGUGGUUGCUGUUUACCAACCUACUACCUAUGUGUCAUUUAUUUUUGUGGGUUCUAAAUCCAAAUUGACAGGAAGUUAAAUGUUUUGGGAUGUAGGCAUUUAGUACAUAAAUUGUAAAAGUUUUUCAUUUAUUUUAUAUAGUACUGACAGGUCAUUGAUUACAAUUUUAUCACUAUCUUUUAAUGUGUGGAAGUGUCUGAGAUUAAGGUGACUUGUUAAAUCAGAGUGGAUUGUAGAGAUAGUAUGUGAUUAGGUGUAAGGAAUUUGUGGUUGUUGGUUAGCUUGUAUUGUGAAGAAUUUAAAUUUUUAUAACUAUCAUUAACUGAGGGUAAUAAUGUUCCAUUUUUUGGAGAGAUUUGUUUCAUAGCUUACAUGUUUUUCAGUUGAGAAUUUAUAACGGGUUUCCACAUUGUUUUUCAUGUUGCCAUUUGCUAUGCAAAAUUUGUCAUCAUAGGCCUGACUGGCCUAUGAUUAUCAUAAAUAGUGUUGAGUAUCUUUUUGACAUUCUUGUGAUUUUCUUAGCUUUAUUUUGCACUCAUGUUCCAUGUCAAUAAAUUGAGGUAAACCUCUUGUAAUCCAUGAGUUGUCUAGUAUUAUUCCAUGAAUUUGUUAAGUUAAUAGAGGAUAGUGUGUAUUGUAGAGGCUAACAGAGAAUCUGUUGGUACUAUUUUAGAUAGUAUUGAUAGGCAGUUAAAUUAAUUUAUUUUCUUUGUUGGUGGCAGAAAAUAAUUAUUAUAGAAUGGUGUGUUGGGAACUAGGAAAAUACAAGGCGCUUGAAUUGAUGGCUGUCCAAAGUAACAGUAUCUCAACGAUUUACUGUACUCUCUCAUUCAUUCUGAAUAAGCAAGGCAGCUGUUUUAUAACUAUUUUUGCUAUAAAUGUGACUUAAAGUUUUUCUGUUUAUGCUAAAUUAUAAGGAAUUAUUGAAGGUGCAUAAGAGUACAAUAUAUAUGGUAAACAAGUAAGAGUAUAAUAUAUUGGUAUUUAACUUAUGGUAACUAGCAGCAAUUUCUUAUUCUUGAUGUUAUUACUAGUGGUAUUGUUUAAGAAGAUAGCAGUAAUUUUGUUAUGAAGAGGAAUUGGUAAUUAUCAUUUUGAUAUAUAGGAAAGGGAGUGCAGGUUAUGCAUGAGUCACUAUUGUGAAUGGUUAGUAAUGGGAAAAGUCUGAUAUGAAUAUAUUGUAAGCCUACAGUGAAAUGUAACAGUAUUUAGUCAUGCAAGACAACCUUAUUUGAAUACUAAAAGUAAUGCUAUAUGUACUGGUAGUGUAAUUUACGUAUGCCUUAAAUAAUAUUUGUAAUUGAUUUACCGCUACAUUUUAAAAUAAUUUUUCACUAUGUACUUUGAAAUUUCAUGCAGGUAAUUAAUUUUGGAAUAUAUAUUUUAAUAUGCACAGCACAUACUGUUUAGAUAACUUCAUCGUCUUCCAAAUGUGAAAGAAUAACAAAGGGGAAAUUUUAUUUUUUAAAUGUUUUUAAAUUUAGUUAUAUACACCUACCAUCUGACUUACGACCUGCUCGACUUACGACCACUCGACUUACAACCGUGUUUUUUAUGCCAAAUUUUUGGGAAAUAAACAACUGUGUGUUGUACACAGUGUUUAUCCUAAACCUUACAGUAUAAAAUACAGUACUAACAACAUAAAAAGUAAAGUAAAACAUGAAAUGCCAAAAUAAAACAAUAAAAUAGUCAUUACAAAAAUGUUUUGUUGAUAUUCAGUAGUAAAGUUCAACUUACGACCAUUUCAACUUACGACCGGUUUCUCGGAACCGAACUCGGUCGUAAGUCGGAUGGUAGGUGUAUUUCAAUGAGCAUAGUACAUGUUAUUGGGUAGUUUUAUUGUCUUCCAUAUAGAAAAUGAUGAGCUAAGGUAAAUUCUCUACAUUACUUUAAAAGUGGUAGUACAGUAUUGGCCUGAUAGUUUUUUAUCUUCAAUACUGGUACCAUGUGUGUGCAGUUAAAAACCCUGCAAUGCAGAUUGAAUGGCUAUGACUUGCAUCAUGGAUUUUGUUUUAUCAUUAAUGUAUAUAUAUAUAUAUGAGUAUAUUUAGCAUUGUUAAUCAAAUUUAUACAGUAUUAGAAUAUAAAUAAUAACUAGUUAUUAAGGCUUAAUGCCACUUAAAGAGUUUAUAUUGUUAUAAUUGUGAUAACUGGUUAUUUUUUAAAUAUAUGUAUUUUUGUUAUAAAUUUCAUACUGUUGUCUUUGAAAGUUAUACUAUUGUUAAUGUUAACUUCAGGUACUAUAUGUAUAUGUAAGGUAAAAUAACAUUCCUUAUCUCCUGGCACUUAUAAACUUAUUAGUGUUUUUAAUUGGUAAUUUUUUAAUAUUAAUAUUUGGCCAGGUAAAAAGUUUAGAGAAUGAGUGAAUUUAGUCCCUCUUAUAUAGUUAUCACUCAGUUUUGAGUGAUUGUGAAAACACUUGGCAACUCAAUAUUUUAUUAAAAAAAUUGUGCUGCUACAUAUGACAGUAGCCAUAUUAUUUCGAAAGUUUUAUGGUUAAUUGCUCAUUGUAAGUUAAAAUUCUAGUUCUGUCUAAGAUAUUUGGUGUAGGUGUUUGCAGAUAUUUUAAAUUAGUGUUGUAUUUAGUCUUGCAUAAGCAGCAUGAACGAAUUCCUUUUUCUCAUUAUUAGGUGAUGGUGUAUGCUUUUUCUAGUUUAUUAAAAAAAUUAAUCUUG